Molecule: messenger RNA, 3267 nt
Organism: Chanos chanos (milkfish)
Lineage: Eukaryota; Metazoa; Chordata; Actinopteri; Gonorynchiformes; Chanidae
Gene: gucy2g
Product: guanylate cyclase 2g
Exons: 21
Coding region: 1-3267 (1088 amino acids)
Biological process (GO): intracellular signal transduction; receptor guanylyl cyclase signaling pathway; cGMP biosynthetic process
Cellular component (GO): plasma membrane
Molecular function (GO): ATP binding; peptide receptor activity; protein kinase activity
Source: RefSeq, a predicted model, not a curated record
AUGGCAACUGAACUUCGAGGAUGUUCGGCCUUACUGCUCAUUUCAGUGUCAGUUCUUGCGAGUUCUCUUGUCAGCAACAGGACUAAUCAACACAAAUUGUUGGUUGGGUUUCACGCUCCUCGAAACGCAUCUUACCCGUUCAGUGCUGAGCGCCUGGGGUCUGCUAUACAAAUAGCUAUAGACAAGAUCAAUGCCAACCCUUCCUUCCUUGGCAACUACACACUUGAUUUCGUGUAUGCAGACACAGACUGCAGAGCCAAAGCCUCGCUUGGUGCGUUCAUUGAUCAAACUUGGCGGGAAAAUGUGUCUGCAUUGUUUGGUCCUCCUUGUCCUGAGGAAGCAGAGGUCACGGGGCUCCUUGCAUCUGCUUGGAACAUUCCAAUGUUUGGCUUCGUCGGCCAAUCACCCAAAAUGGACAAUGCCCUUAUUUACGAUACUUAUGUCAAAGUAGUGCCACCGCUUAGAACAACUGGAGAAAUCCUUUUGAAAACGUUGGAGUUCUUUGGGUGGAAAUAUGUCGGGAUAAUUGGAGGGGGCUCAGACACGAACAGGUGGGACAAGACUGAUGCUCUCUUGACAUCUGUGGAGCAGCAACUGAGAGCCAAAGUGACCGUCACGGCGAGCAUCAAAUUUGACACGAGCGUGCAGGAGCUUAUUCACGAGAACAUAAAAUACAUUUCAACGGUUGCGAGAGUGAUUAUAGUGCUAUGCAAUCCUGAAGACUCGACUGCUCUGAUGCGUGAGGCAGAAAGGCAGGGUCUGAUGAAUGGACAUUAUGUUUUCAUCCUUGUCCAGCAGUUUGAGAAUAACCUGUGGAAGUGUGCUGUGAGUGACAAGAAGAACCAGACAGCACUGAGGGCCUUUGACAUGGCAUUUGUCAUUGCUCAGAAGUCUUACCAAGGAUACGAAUACUAUGAUUUCUUUGAACAGGUCCAGAACAGGCUUACCGAAGCUCCAUUUUACAGUAAUCUUUCCUCUAAUAAAGACGUGAGUCCUUACUCCGCUUUUCUCCAUGAUGCUAUGCUGCUUUACGCCAUGGGUCUGAAGGAGGUCCUCAAAGAUGGUCGAGACCCUCGCGACGGACGCGAACUGCUCAAGAGACUUAAAGACAAGAACAACAUCAGGUUUUAUGGAGCCUCAGGCUUAGUUCACUUUGAUGAAGAGGGAGAGAGGAACCUGGACUAUUCUGUAUAUGACCUGCAGCAGUCCGACGGCCUCCUGAAAUUUGUGCCCGUUCUUAACUUUGACAGCCAGACUAAAACGCUCAAAGAAACACCUCAGUUUUCCAGUGUGAUUUGGCCGGCGGGGAAGCGUCCGACGGAUCGUCCGCCCUGUGGUUUCAGCAAUGAACUGUGUGAAUGGCUCCAUAAUGAUAUCUCCUUGCUGGUCCUGCUGGUGGCUUUGCCACUGCUUGGACUGUCAGCUCUGGCCUUCAUCACACUCCUGACAUUCCAGAAAAUUCGCCUGCAGACCACCCUGGACGGGGCCCGCUGGUGGCUCAUCAACUUCAGUGAUAUCACCAUCAUCAAAGAGCCAAAGGACGUGAAGGCCCGGUCUUUAAGUACAACUCUCAGUAAAAGUGGGAGUGGAAGCUCCCAUACCGUCCUCUCUUCUAACAGUUAUGGCCUGCGGGACGGCAGUGGCAAAGAGACCAUCUACAUCACCAUAGGCCUUUACCAGGGAAAUCAGGUGGCCAUCAAAUAUCUAAAAAAUCAGGUCAGCUGUGAUAUCAAGAAACCGUCUAUUCUUGCAGAAUUUAAUGUGAUGAAGGAGUUGAAACACGAGAACUUGGUACAGUUCUUUGGCGUGUGCAUUGAGCCACCUACUGUCUGUAUUGUCAUGCAAUACUGCAGGAAAGGCAGUCUGAAGGAUGUUCUCAGAAACAGUGAAAUUGAGCUGGACUGGAUGUUCAAAUUGUCCUUUGCCUAUGACAUUGUCAAUGGUAUGGAUUACAUACACAAGAGUAGCUUGAAGUCUCAUGGUAACCUUAAGCCCAGCACGUGUUUGGUAGACAGCAGACUGCAGGUGAAACUCUCAGGCUUUGGACUGUGGGAGUUCAAACAAGGGACCAGACAUCGAGUAGGCCCUUUCGACGACCCCAAUUAUGAAGAAAUGUACUGGACUGCUCCAGAACUUCUAAGAGAAGUCUAUGUCCCAUUCAACGGCACUCAGAAAGGAGACGUGUACAGCUUUGCAAUUGUCAUGAGAGAGCUGAUCUAUAGCACUGAGGUCGGCCCAUACCACGACCUUCAGCUGGAGCCAAAGGAGAUCAUUAAACAGCUGAGGACACCUAAGUCAGGAGAGCCCCUCAGGCCGACGCUGUCUGCCCAGAUGUGUGAUGAGGGAAUAAUCACCCUGCUGAAGGCCUGCUGGAGUGAGAGUCCAGAGCAGAGACCACCCUUCUGCUCCAUCAGGAGAGGGCUACGUGAGACCAGCCCAGACAGCCAUGCAAAUAUCCUGGAUAAUAUGGUGAGCAAACUUGAGAAAUAUGCCAAUCACUUGGAGGAAGUGGUAGAGGAGAGGACCAAUCAGCUCACACUAGAGAAGAGCAGAGCUGACAAACUUCUGUCAAGCAUGCUGCCCAGGUACAUUGCCGAGCAGUUGAUGGCAGGGAAGUCAGUGGAGCCAAUGAGCUAUGACAUGGUAACCAUCUUCUUCUCUGAUAUUGUGGGUUUCACGACCAUGUGUUCAGUAAGCUCUGCCUUAGAGGUCGUCACGCUCCUCAAUGACCUCUACAGUCUGUUUGACGAGAUCAUCAAACUCUACGACGUGUAUAAGGUGGAAACUAUAGGGGACGCCUAUAUGGUGGCAAGUGGUCUACCCCUCAGUAACGGCAAUCAGCAUGCAGAGGAUAUCGCAACAAUGGCCCUUCACUUCCUCUACGCCAUUAAAAAGUUUAAGAUCAGACACAUGCCCCAUGAGAAACUGGCUCUUCGCAUUGGCAUCAACUCUGGCCCGGUGGUGGCUGGAGUGGUGGGUACCACCAUGCCCAGGUACUGUCUGUUUGGAGACACAGUGAACACUGCAUCCAGGAUGGAGAGCAACAGUCUUCCAUUGAGGAUUCACGUCUCUCAGAGCACAGCAGACAUUCUCAGGGAGAUUGGAUCUUUUGAGCUGGAGGAGAGGGGAGAGAUUGAGAUAAAGGGCAAGGGCUUGCAGAAGACCUUCUGGUUGAAGAGUAAAGAGGGCUUUAAAUUCUCUACACCUCCGCAAGCCAGUUCUGCAGUUUCAAGUCCCCACACGCUUUCAGAGGUAGGGCAGGUCUGA